This is a messenger RNA of Hymenoscyphus albidus, 282 nucleotides long. NCBI's taxonomy places the organism in Eukaryota, Fungi, Ascomycota, Leotiomycetes, Helotiales, Helotiaceae. The record is from the annotation of a GenBank genome assembly.
AUGGCCCGCGCUGCUCCUACUGCUGCUCCUACUGCUGCUCCUCCUGCUGCUCCUCCUGCUGGCCCCUGGACCAUGAUCAGGGCCAUGAGAACCGUGGGAGCCUCUGUGUGGUGGUGUAUACCAAAGGUGUUGUUUUGCUGACAGACUCGUCUUGAUAAUGGUGUACUGGUGCAACCACCUCUCUUCGGUGAUAGGACUACUAUGAGCAUCAACGUUCAUCUCGACGCAUACCAGCCAUCCAAUCAGGCCCUUGCUUUCCGAGGGGAUGGCAGUGAGUGGUAG